Calypte anna (Anna's hummingbird) is the source of this 8097-nucleotide messenger RNA. It is a transcript of the gene ATF7IP, whose product is annotated as activating transcription factor 7 interacting protein. Gene Ontology annotation, molecular function: transcription coregulator activity; protein binding. The transcript is spliced from 16 exons. Gene Ontology annotation, biological process: regulation of DNA-templated transcription. The coding region runs from base 85 to 3630 and encodes 1181 amino acids. NCBI's taxonomy places the organism in Eukaryota, Metazoa, Chordata, Aves, Apodiformes, Trochilidae. Gene Ontology annotation, cellular component: transcription regulator complex; nucleus. The record is from RefSeq and is a predicted model, not a curated record.
UGGGGAGCGGGAAGCGGGGCGGUGUCUUCCUUUGCGCCCCUCCCCGGGGGUAGUGGGACCCCCGUGGCGGGUCACAGGGUCAAAAUGGAUAGCACAGAUGAACCUCAGAAGAAAGUCUUUAAAGCACGAAAAACAAUGAGAGUAAGUGAUCGACAACAACUUGAAGCUGUCUAUAAGGUUAAAGAGGAACUUUUGAAGACAACUGAAGUUAAACUGUUAAAUGGAAAGCAUGAAAAUGGAGAUUCUGAUUUAAAUUCUCCAUUAAGCAAUACAGACUGUCCGGAGGACAAGAGGGAAGUUAAUGGCCUAGUGGACUUGGGUGUUAACUCUGAAGGAGGAAAAACAGCAUCUGAUGAGAUCUGUGAGGCCAAAAGCCCUGAAAGUAGGACAGGGGACAUAACUGAUGAUGUGGAACCCAAACUUCUAGCGCUGUCUCCAGAAAAUGCUGCUCCUGAGCAGGAGGAAGAUACUAAUACUGCUUCAGCUUGUGAGCCUGAAAAUGGAGUGCUUGGUAGCAAUAAAGAGAACUUUGAUGAGGAAAAUAAUACAAAAGAUAAUUUGGACCAAAGAGAGAGUGACAGCCCAGCAGUAGGUGAGAAUAACUCAGCCUGUGAAAUGUCUAGUGAGGAGAAGGGAGAAACAAAUGACUUAAUUAUUAAUUCCAAUUCAUCUGGUGAGGAAAAUAAGACUGAAGAAGUAGCAGUUGAUGAUGCUGUUGGAGAAGAAACCAUCUCUAGCAGUAUGGAAGCUGACGAGGAACCAAAGGACAAACAAGAUAGCACUUCAGAAACCACAGUUCAGAAGACAGUGGAUGGUCCAAGUGAAAGAAUCUUGGACGAUACCAAUUCUAUGGAAACAGAUGAAAUUAUUCCAAUUUUGGAAAAACUAGCCCCUGCUGAAGAUGAACUGAGCUGUUUUUCUAAAAAUUCUCUGCUUCCAGUAGAUGACACAGGCACAGAUUUAGAAGAUAAAACAGAUAGCUGUUUGGGUUCACCAUCCAAGCAGGAAAGCAAUGAAAGUUUGCCAAAAGAGGCUUUCUUAGUACUGUCUGAUGAAGAAGAUCCAUGUGAUGAGAAGGAGGAACAUGCUGUAGAGGUACUACCAAAUAAGCCAAGUCUUCCAGAAGAGGUGGAGGAGGAGAGAAUAAAGGACAGUGAAGAGGAUAAAGAAGAAGAGCCCAACAAAGAAGAGAAACACACAGAGAGAAGUGAAGCAUCAAGGAGAAAGCGUUCCAAAUCUGAGGACAUGGACAAUGUUCAUUCUAAACGUCGUCGGUACAUGGCAGAAGAUUAUGAAGCAGAACUCCAAGUAAAAAUUACAACCAGAAAGGAUGUUGAUGAAAAUUACAAAGGUAGUAUUAUCCAGAGACUGUUAGAAGAAAAACUUAAUGCUUUACAGUGUGCUGUGUUUGACAAGACUCUGGCAGACUUGAGAACCCGAAUAGAGAAAGUAGAAUGUAACAAGAGGCACAAAACUGUGCUUACUGAGCUACAGGCUAAAAUUGCUAGAUUGACAAAACGAUUUGGAGCUGCCAGGGAAGACUUAAAGAAAAGACAGGAAAAUUCAUCAAAUACAGCUCUGUCUCCAGGGAAAGCAGCAGCAGCAGCAGCAGCGAGUGACACUGCAAACACAAACAAUGCGGCAUAUCGAAGUACUGGCACAGUGAGGCAGAUGCUGGAGUCAAAAAGGAAUACAGGAGAGAGCACACCAGCAACUUUUCAAGCCCCUGUGAGUGCAGUGCCAGCUUCCAGUGUUGCUGCUCCUCCAGCAGUUGUCAGUGGACAUCUUAAGCCUCAGACUCCAGUGAUCUCCACCAGCUCUUUGACAACAACAGUUCUUCCCACAGCUAACACAGCUACGGUUGUAGGCACUAACCAAGUGCCCAGUGGCAGCACUCAGUCAGUGUCUGUCUCGUUGCAGUCUUUACCCGUGAUCUGGCACGUACCUGUUGCAGUGUCAUCCCAGCCUCAGCUUCUGCAAGGCCACACAGGGACUUUGGUCACUAACCAACAGUCAGGCAGCGUUGAAUUUAUACCCGUACAAAGCGCAUCUACAGUUGGUAGCCUUACCAAAACUACAGUGUCUUUGGCAUCAGCUAACCCAGCUAAACCAAGUAACAGCCCAGCUGUGCCCAGUCCUAGUGUUCAAAGGAACUCUCCAGCCAGUGCUGGGUCAAUAGGCACAGCAUUGGCAGUACAGGCUGUUCCUACUGCACAUUCUGUUGCCCAGGCCCCAAGGACUUCUUUGCCCACAGUGGGUACUUCAGGACUUCAUAAUGCUACCAGCAGACAACCCCCUCCCCUACAGAUGAAGAUUCCUCUUUCUGCAUUUAGUAGUGCAGCUCCUGUUGAACCACACACAGCUACAGCACCCGGGGUUGAAAACCAGAUAAGCAAACCACCAACAGAUACUUCGGCAAACAAGCGAAAUCCUGAGGGAACAACACAGCAGUUGAAACAGGAAGAGACUUCAUCAGAAAAUAAAGAAGCAGUAGAAGCAGCACAGACGAAUUUAAACUUCCCCGAGGAUGUCCUCUUUGGCUUGGAGGAAGAGGAAGAGGAUGCUAAGAGCAUCAAAAACACCCACAAGCAGACUGGCUGGGCAGCUAACCUAUUAAAACAAUGGCUGGCCAAAAAUGGCAAGGAUCCUAGCUUUGAAUUGGUCCCUAGCGGGAAGGUCACAGGAAGCAAUACAGGAGGUGUCAUCGAUCUUACACUGGAUGAAGAGGAGGAUGGGUCUUCUCAAGCAGAUGUCAAGAAGCAGAACCAAAUACCUAAUACAGGACAGAGCAUACCCACCCAGCCUUUGGCCCGACCCUCGCAGCCCUCACAGCCUUUGCAGCCAAACCCUAUGCAGCAGGCAGGUGUGCCAACAAGUGGACCCUCCCAGACUACCUUACAUGUAUUACCUACAGGUUCCACAACAGUGAAUGUAACACAACGGCCAGUGACUCAAACUGUUGCAAAAUUACCUAUACCAAGAACCCCUGCUAACCACCAGGUGGUCUAUACCACUCUCCCUGCACCACCAGCUCAGAAUGCUGUAAGAGGAGCUGUCAUGCCAAACCCAGGUUUAAGGCCAGUCAACCCACAGGCCGGAGGUAUGACAGUGCGAAUGCCUCAAACAGCUGCAUAUGUUGUGAACAAUGGACUAACUCUUGGAUCUGGAGCACCUCAGCUUACAGUGCAUCAUCGACCACCACAGAUGCAUGCUGAGCUGCCCCGCCCCAUACAUCCUGCCCCACUCCCUGAGGCACCACAGCCCCCACGCCUUCCCCCAGAAGCUGCCAACACUUCUCUGCCUCAAAAGCCACAGCUGAAGCUGGCACGGGUCCAGAGCCAGAAUGGUAUUGUGCUGUCGUGGAGUGUCACGGAGGUGGACCGGAGCUGUGCCACUGUGGACAGUUACCAUCUCUAUGCCUACCACGAGGACCCAAGUGCCACUAUGCCCUCCCAGUGGAAGAAGAUUGGGGAAGUGAAGGCCCUCCCACUACCCAUGGCAUGCACUCUUACACAGUUUGUGUCUGGCAGCAAAUACUACUUCGCCGUCAGGGCUAAGGACAUCUAUGGACGUUUUGGACCCUUCUGUGACCCCCAGUCCACAGAUGUGAUCUCUUCCCAGAGCAGUUAAACGAGGGAUCUUUGGAGCCUUUAAAGCUGUCCUACUACCAUGGUUUACCCCAGUUUGGGGGGGAGUUUAUCCCAUGCAUGAAAUUCACUUUUAAAUCCUCUCUCUGCAGGAUUAUUUUAGACAGUUGUGUGAUACACUACAUGCAUUCAGAACCAAAACUAAAAUAAAGUCUCGCCUGCAGCAAGAGAACCUGUUUUUUCUGGAUAGCUCAAGUCAUGGGUUGUCUGUAAUUUUCAUUUUCCCUUCCAUGACAGCUGUUCCACCUACCUACCCUUUGUCCAAGGGCACCAUGGAUGCCUGGGAUUGUGCUUCAGAGUGGGAGCAAAACAAUGAAUUACAGUUUGUCUGAAGCAAAACAUACACAUCUGUUAUAUCCGUCAAGGCACUGACAUGAGGGCAAGAACAGAUUUGCCUCUUGCUCCCCGCUACUCUGUCAGCAGGCUGUGAUAUUAACAAGGGUGACUCAAGGUCUCACUUUUGUACUGGAUGAUUGAGUGGUCUGGUCUUAUUUUACAAACUGUAAUGAGCUCUCUGAGGGGAGGGAAGGGAAGGGAACUUGAGUCUGGCCAGGCAACCAAUGUGAAGGUGGUGAAAAAAGAAAUAAUCAUCCCACUACCUCCUACCUCUCCUAAAUAAGAAUGUUCCUUUGCAUUCACCAUCCUCCCCCACUCAGACUGGGAGCAUUCCUGGGUCAGAUCUGAAACUGGAUUGUAGAGACUGCAUUCACACCUCUCUAGCUCAGAUAAUUUCUCUCCCCCUUCCCUCAUACAUCCGACCCUAUUUUUUAGAUUUAUUUUGUGCCUUAAAGAAUAAUUUUAGAAAUAAAUGUAGCCAGAUACUUUGUGGUGUUCUUUUAUUUGCUUGGAAUUAUUUCUCCAUCCAACUAGCCUGUCAUUACUUCUCAUUUUCCAAGUCUGCAGUAAUUAUGAUUUCUGUAAAAAACAGGAAGUGUAACCUCUGCUGAUGCUGGAUUCAUUUUGCUCUGCAGUAUCCUUUAACGCUUUCUUCACUGUAAUUCUUGAAUAAUUGUUUUUAUCUUGUUAAAAAUACUAGAGUAAACAGAGAGUAUUUUCCACCAGAGCCUUUCCCUGUUCAUUUGGGAAAGCUGUAUGUUGCAGUUCAGCCAAAGAAACCUCUGUGGUGUAGCACCAUGAAAGCUUCUGGCUCUUUGUGCUCAGUCUGGAUGUUCAGUGAGUGCACACAAAGGUAAGAAGUUGGCUUCCAAGUCCUCUUCUCUAGCUCAUCACCUGCCUUCCUCUGCAGACAGUUAACACACCCCAAGCAGUUCAGAAAUAUUUUAGGUGCUGGCUUAAAACUUGUCAACAAUUGCAAAUGUUAAUAGAUCUUUUUUCAUGGUGCUUCUGAGCUGAGACGAGAAAUUGGUGCAUCUGCCCCAACUAUCAUUCACUUGUUUUUUUGUAUCAUUAGACUUGUUUUUUGCAUAACCAAAUAGUAACACAUGUGGACAAGAGUGGAUAUGUAAGGGGUUUAUUAUGGGACUUGUAAGUCCUAUUCUGGCCCAGCAAAACCGAACAGUGAAUUUAGAAGUGGAAGAGUCUUUUUUUGCCACAUAGCAAAGAUGCAGAAAUUAAUAGGUUUUUCUAAUUUAAGUGCUCUCUUUCUUAAGCCAAAUAUUUUAAAAUGUAUAGCAAGGUUGAAAAAGGGCAGAAAAAAUUAAAUCCUAAAACAUGACUGGUGAAAUAUGCAGUGAGAUUAUGGGUUCCUUAGUUGUGUUCCCUUUGAGAACUUUCACAGUGAAAGAAACUGCAUUGUAGACUUUUUUUCUGUACUAUUUGACUGCACUCCUUCACAUAGCUGGGAUUGUCACUUCUGUCAGAUGAGUAAAAAGUACUCUCUGUAUGGAAACUUCCAUUUACAGUAUGGUAUUUUUAUUGACUGGGGGAGCAAAAAAUUGUCUAAAUCCAAGUAUCAUAAGAGAAAGAAGGUUCAGACUGAAUCUCAUGUAUGAAUGAUACCUGAGAUUACUUUACUUUCCUUUGGGUAAGUUGUCCCUGUAUUACUGGUGCCAAUAAUCAUUAAUGCCUUGAAUUUUUCUAUGUUUACUAAAUGCUUUGUCUGCCUAUUUUGAGGAAUAAUUAUUACUUAAAAAUGCAUUUAGUCUACUUACUGAAAGUUGGGUCCUUUUAAAGCCAGUUCUGUAGUACAGCUUAGAGCAGUUCAUUCCAGUUGAUGGCUGUCAAGUCCUCCUUGGGCAAUUUUCUUUUUCUGUGUAUUUGAGGUGGUACCAAAGGGCUGUUGGCCAUAUCAGUUCAAUGAGGUUUUAUAAUUUGAAAGUUUAAAUGAACAUUAGAAUACAAUAUAUGCCUCUUACUUAAUUGCAGUUGCAGCCCAAACUAUGCAUGAGCUUUUCUACAGUUUGUGCUUGCAUUUAGGCUACUGUUGUUCUUAGCUUUGUCUUGGUUGAGAUAGGCAGGGGGUGAGAGUCCUGUGUUUGAACUUUUUUCUUUCCUCCAAUGGAGGUAUUAUUAGGGAUGGUCUGGUACUGUGUUCAGAGGUUUUGUUGGCUGUAUCUUUAGUGAAAGACAACUCAUCUUUAUUUACUUACAACAGGUAUAGUUCUCAACUGACCUGACUGUAAAAACUGGCUUCUGGCUGCAAGGGUCAGUGUCUUCUGAGUAUGGCAGAGUGCAGCUGAUUGUGAAUUGGUUGGCUGAAUCCAUGGCAGCUGUGGUGAGAAAGCCGAGAUUCUUGUUUUCAUCUGAGCAGAGCUGCUGAAGGUUCAGUUUCAGGAGGUAGCAAAGUAUGGGAUAAGGCAUGGCUGCACUUAAAGAUGUCAGGCUCAGUUUAGAGACUGUAAAGGUAGGGCCUUAAAUCACUGACACAGAGAGCACGAUGCCAUUUCUGCAAAAUCAUUUUCAUGGUGGAGCAGAUCUCUGCAGUGAGUAUUCACUCCAUAUUCUAACAAACAGGAGCAUCGCUUAGUUCCUAAAUUCAUAGCACUUUAACUCUGUAUCAGGUGGCUAUUUAUUUUAUUAUCCUUUAUCUCCCAGAAACAAUAAAACUAUUGAGAAACUAGAAUUUCUGCUAUCAGCAAACAUUCAAAACCAAUGUAUCUAAUUUAAUAAAUUUUAUUUGAAAGUAUUGCUAAAACAUCGGGGCAUGUUCAGCACAGGUCUGUUAACACCGUGCUUCUGACUGGGCUCUUCAUAAGUGUGAAGUUGCUGGAAGCUUCCAAUAAGCCACUUUUAAAUAUGCAAAAAAAAAUAUAUGGCUUUUAAGUGGAAGGUUUGGAUUUAGAUUUUACUCUGCAGUUGAUGCAAGUUUUCCCAUCUUAUUUUCAAUAGCCUGGUAUAAAGUUGUUCUCAACAGUGCUCUGUUCCCACUGGGUACGUGAUGUUUUAGCAGUACCACCACUUGGAUCAAGUUCCCCGUGUUUUAGCAAACAGCACUGAUCCUAUAGCUGUGUUUUCCAUCCUCAUUUGCUUUCUGGAUUGUUCUAGGUUCAGUUUUUCUUUUUUGUGUGAUAUAAAGGCAUCUGGAUGUCUUAGGUUGAAAGUAAUUCCCCUUUAGUUCCUGGUUAUUGAGGAGCCCUGCCAUGGAGUGCUGAUGGCAAAAUGCUGUUCCUUUCCACUGCAUUAUAGCUUCACUGUGAUGAACUGUAAUGAAGUUAACAGCUUCAGUGGUCUCAUUUAUUUCACUAUGUGUCUGCAAAAGCUUUAUUGGAGUUAAAUAACUAAGCCCUAGGAAAGGGACAGACAUAGGUAUAGCAUCUGUACUGCAUCUGCAGUGGCAGCUUCAGAAAAUGUGAGGGUGAAGAGCCAGGUUCCUUGUGGUCAUCUCCUUGCUCUGAGCAGCCUCCCUAGGACUAGCAAUUGGUCUUAGAAUUUACUCCUUUGAACUAUUUGCACUGCUCUUGACUAUGUUCAAUUCCUGAGCACAAGCACCAAGAUACCCAUCCCAGUGUUUUCGGCACAAGGCUGGAAACACCCAUGGUGUCUUCCCUGUGAAAACUGGGAGUCUUACCCCACUUCCUUUGAAAACAAUAGCAAAACCCCUCCUGCCCUCAGGGAGAAGCAUGAAUGGGCACAAUAAUAGGAGCUGAGCACCAUUUUACACUGUAACACAGCCACUUCAUCCCUUCCCUUAUGCUCUUUGUCUUAAAUGUCCAAUAAAUUAGAAUCCAUAUUGUGUGUAGGGACAAGUCAAAUCUGUUCCUGCUCCCCAAACAGCCAUUUCCCAGUAUUAGAGUAUUGCAUACACUGUACACAAUCAAGCUGUGAUUUUGCCUUCUAGAAACUCCUGAGUAUUUCCAUUUAGUCAAAAAUAUCUAUCCAGAUAUCUUAAACAGAAGCUUGAUAUAUUAAAUAUAUAUGUUUUUGAAUUUGUUGGGUUGGGUAGGGGUGUGCAUUGUAUGAAAACACUGGAGGGAGAUUAAUUCAGAUGGCACUGAACCAGCCCUGCCCCCAAAAUCUGUAUUCCUUUCCAAACACCUUGUGAGAGGAGAAA